This is a messenger RNA of Fusarium mangiferae, 1911 nucleotides long. RefSeq lists its product as uncharacterized. The record is from RefSeq and is a predicted model, not a curated record. The coding region runs from base 1 to 1911 and encodes 636 amino acids. The transcript has a single exon. Lineage: Eukaryota; Fungi; Ascomycota; Sordariomycetes; Hypocreales; Nectriaceae. Gene Ontology annotation, molecular function: protein binding.
AUGUACCAUACCCGAAAGGCUACCGAACGCCACGAUAAAGUCUACGCUUUGCUUGGUAUGAGCUCCGAUGAUCCCAGUGGAGCGGGGCUAUAUGUUGACUACACGAUUCCAUGGAGUCAAGUAUUUCAUAGACUGGUUGAAUAUGUACUUUCACAAUCGGUAUCUGUGAAGACUUGGAGCGACAGGGAACUGGCUGUUAUUCAUGGAAAGGGCCUAGUUCUGGGCGAAGUCUCCUCGGUUCAAAGAGAUCCGGCUUGGGAGGAUAGCCAGGAAGUGACAAUUACCUGGAAGAAUGCAUAUGUUGAGGCUGGCAGAAUGUCGUCUUGGGCAGUCCAGGCCUCGGCAAAGAGCGUCCAAGCAGGGGACAUUGUGUGCCUUCUUCAGGGAGCGUCAAGGCCCACGAUCAUCAGACUAUGUCAUCCUUACUGGGCCGUUGUCAUGAUUUCGGUGCCUCCCACAGACUCUAUUUCUCGCAAUGGCAAGGGCAUCGAGUGGUCGGAAAUAUUACAGUCGGUCACGAGGUUCUCACACAGCUUUGUCCUUGUCUGGGACUGGGAGAUGCAACCAAAUGAGUCUCUUGGCGAUCAAGAAAUAAAGUACGAGGAACUCAUGGUCAAAGAAAUGCAGAAGGGCUCAAUGACAGAUAAACUGUACAUUAUUGCAAUACUGGCGAAUAUUGGAUUCGUAUUGCAUGAUCUUGAAAGACAUGCCGAAGCUGAAAAGUAUGUCCGGAGAUCGUUGAGAAACUUUGACAAGGCUUUGAAAAAUGUGGACAACUCGAACCCAGCGUCGAACUCCAGAAUUGGUACUAACACUGGGGCAUACAUUGCAGCGAUAACCGAAGCUCUUCUUGGAGUUGAGGGCGGUUGGUUGCCACUGAGAUGGGCGUCAGAGGAUGGAUACGACUUAACGAUUAAACUUAUGCUUGAGAAAGUUAACCCGAACAUAAAGAGUGAGGCUGGUCGAACUCCGCUCUCUUGGGCAUCAAGUCAUGGCUACGAGGCUCUUGUUAAUCUGCUUCUUGGAAUCGAGGUUGUUGAUCCAGACGCGAGAGACGAGAAGGGGUGGACUCCACUGCUAUGGGCAGCCAGCAGAGGACACGAAACAAUUGUUAAGCUUCUUCUUGACACGAAAAAGGUUGAUCCAAAUGCCAAGGAAAAGCCCGACGAGACCAGACGAACAAGGCGAACACCACUCUUACUCGCCGCAGAGGGUGGUCACGAGGCAGUAGUAAGGAUGCUUCUUGAUACUAACGCGGUUGACUUGAGCGCUAGUGCUGAGACUGGAGAAGCGUCUUUGCUGUGGGCCGUGAAGAACGGGCAUGUAGGGGUUGUUCAACUGCUACUUCAAACAGGAAAGAUUGUUCCGGAUGCCGCAGAAGAGAGUGAGAUUGAAGACGAAAGCGGACGAACACCGCUUAUGUGGGCAGCAAACAACCAGCAUCACGAUGUUGUUAAGCUUCUUCUCGAUACCGGCAAGGUCGAUCCGGAGGCUAGAGACAAGUGCAGAAGAACGGCCAUAUCUCUCGCCGCGGAAAACGGCAAUGACAAAAUUGUGAAGCUGUUGUUGAGUACUGACAAGGCCGACCCUGACGCAGUUGAUAAGGAUGGACGAACUCCACUAAUACUGGCGGCAGAGGGAGGGUUUGAAAAGGUUGUUCAGCUGCUUCUUGAUACAAACAAGGUUAAUACAAGUUUGAAAGACAACCGCGGACGAACGCCUCUAUCGUCAGCCGCCAAGAAUGGCCACGAAGCUAUUGUCAGCAUGCUAGCUGAGAGAAAUGAGCUGAGCUUCCAAGACCUACAGCGCCAGAUCCUAGCACCCCCCAAGCAUGAGGACUUUCUCAACAUCCGAGAUGAGGACUACUUUGACCAUCGAUGUCAAGAACUGUUUUCAAAUCUUCGACAGUGA